GUGAGCUGCGGAGGACACCAGCCCAACCCCGCCGCCCUCUCACCACACCGCGCCGGGGCGGACGGAGGGCGAGACCCCGCCGUCCCCCACCUCCUCCCUUCCCUGUCAGGCACCGCCUCCUUCUCUCCCCGCCCCGCCGUAGGCCGCGGCCCGCCUCUCCUCCUCCUCCGCUGCCUGACAAGGGACGGGGGUGGCAGUCGCGGCGGCAGCGAGGGGCGGGGGGGUGACAAGGCAGGAGACAGCCCUCUAAGCUCCGCCGGCCCAGGUUCCUUCUUGUCCUCCGUCUCCUGCGUGCGGGGUGUUGAGGAGCAGCCAUGGUGAAGGUGUCGUUUAACUCCGCGUUGGCGCAGAAGGAGGCGGCGAAGAAGGAGGAGGACAACAGCCAGGUGCUGAUCCUGCCGCCGGACGCCAAGGACCCCGAGGAUGCUGUGCCUGUUGGGCAGAGGAGAGCCUGGUGCUGGUGCAUGUGCUUCGGAUUGGCCUUUAUGCUGGCUGGUGUGAUCCUGGGUGGUGCCUAUCUGUACAAAUAUUUUGCAUUCCAGCAGGGUGGUGUGUAUUUCUGUGGAAUAAAGUACAUUGAAGAUGGCUUGAGUUUACCUGAGCCUGGGGCAGAGGCUCAGAGCGCUCGCUACCACACGAUUGAGCAAAAUAUUCAGAUCCUGGAGGAGGAAGACGUUGAGUUUAUAAGCGUGCCAGUCCCUGAGUUUGCUGAUAGCGAUCCUGCUGAUAUCGUCCAUGACUUCCACCGGAGACUCACUGCCUAUCUUGACCUUAGCUUGGAUAAGUGCUAUGUGAUUCCUCUGAACACUUCAGUUGUUAUGCCACCAAAAAAUUUCCUGGAGCUGCUCAUCAACAUCAAGGCUGGAACAUAUUUGCCUCAGUCCUAUUUGAUUCAUGAACAGAUGAUUGUUACUGAUCGCAUUGAAAAUGUGGAUCAGCUGGGAUUCUUUAUUUACCGCCUCUGCCGUGGCAAGGAAACCUAUAAACUACAGCGCAAAGAAGCCAUGAAAGGAAUUCAGAAGCGUGAAGCCGUCAAUUGCCGAAAGAUUCGACACUUUGAGAACAGGUUUGCUAUGGAAACACUCAUCUGUGAACAGUAAUGAGGAGUAUUGCUCUUACAGGAGACUUAAAAACUACAGUAUGACCCCACCCUUUGUAUUGUGUGCAGUGAUUAUUUUUUAAAAUCUUCUUUUAUGUAAGUAGUGCGCAGGGCUUUAUUGCUGAACACCUUCCAUACUUUUCAUCUCAUGAUACACGUAAAAUCAAUAUGGUUUAGUUUUUUCCUUAUUUUCAGGUGUGGUGUUCUUCUUAUAUUUGAAUAGCAAUUGUAUAAAGACUUAGUUGCUAGUGCAUUUCAUGUGAUGAAUCUUGAAUACUACGAAGAAGAGAAAGUCUUCGAAAUAUCCACCGUUUUUAAUUAAGUAAAAUUGAAGAGAAUUAUUAAUGUACAAAUGGACUGCAAGAGCUACUUCUAACUGUAAUAUUACCUGCUAUAUAGUUUGUUACAGCAUAUAGACAAACCUGUAUUUGACCCUCCCUAACAAAGUGCAAUUUGUUUGUUUUUAAAAUACUGUCAUAUUUACCUUUUUAGAUUGAUUUCUGACUUGAUGUUUUAAAAUGGCAAGUGUUUGCUGUAACAAUCUUUUAGAAAAUUAAGAAGUAACUUAUGUUACUAACUUGUAUAUAAUCCAUGUAUGUGCAAUGGAAAAUAAAUCUUACAAACCUGUUUGUCUAAAA
Molecule: messenger RNA, 1737 nt
Organism: Grus americana (Whooping crane)
Lineage: Eukaryota; Metazoa; Chordata; Aves; Gruiformes; Gruidae
Gene: ITM2B
Product: integral membrane protein 2B
Exons: 6
Coding region: 315-1100 (261 amino acids)
Biological process (GO): negative regulation of amyloid precursor protein biosynthetic process
Cellular component (GO): extracellular exosome; plasma membrane; Golgi apparatus
Molecular function (GO): amyloid-beta binding
Source: RefSeq, a predicted model, not a curated record